Tupaia belangeri chinensis (Chinese tree shrew) is the source of this 1215-nucleotide messenger RNA. It is a transcript of the gene DNAJC4, whose product is annotated as DnaJ heat shock protein family (Hsp40) member C4. The transcript is spliced from 7 exons. Bases 321 to 1082 code for a protein of 253 amino acids. NCBI's taxonomy places the organism in Eukaryota, Metazoa, Chordata, Mammalia, Scandentia, Tupaiidae. The record is from RefSeq and is a predicted model, not a curated record.
ACGACGGGGGCGGAGCUUGGUUGUGGCCCUUCCAGGGACCGCCAAGGUCCCUGGGUGGGGAAGGGUCUCUGUGUCCUAGUCUGUUCGGAGAGUAGACCAGUGCAGGGGAGGGUCCCUGACGUCCAGCUCAGAGGCGGAGGCAGGUCCAGGACACCGGGUCCUGGUUCUGAGCAAGGAGGUUCUCCUCUCCCAGGGCCUGCUUGUCUUUCUUCGUGAGAAAACGGGGUCAAGCCCUUCCCUCUGCCACCUGGGGAGCUUGCAGUCUGCCCCCACUGCACUCUUUUUGGUUGCUUCCUUUCCCCAGCUGCCCGCCCUCCGCCAUGCCACCCCUGUUGUCCCUGCACCUGUGCCGGCUGUGGCUCCGCAGCCCCCCUACACGGCUCCUCGGAGCCGGCCGGGCAGCGGUAGUUGUGAUCUCGCUACUCCGUGGCAGGUGCCUUGCAGGCUUGUCUCAGGCUUGGGCCUCUUUUCACAGGUCUGGCCCCAGUAAUUAUUAUGAACUGUUGGGGGUACAUCCUGGUGCCAGUCCUGAAGAAGUUAAGCGAGCUUUCUUCACCAAGUCCAAAGAGCUGCAUCCUGACCGGGACCCUGGGAACCCAGCCCUGCACAGCCGCUUUGUGGAGCUGAAUGAGGCAUACCACGUGCUCAGCCGUGAGCAGAGCCGCCGUAGCUAUGACCACCAGCUCCGCUCAGCCAGUCCCCCAAGGCCUCCAGGAACCACAGCCCACCCCAACUCUGCCAAACAGACACACAGCAGCUCCUGGACACAUCCCAAUGCACAUUACUGGGCCCAGUUUCAUGAUGUGAGGCCACAGGGGGCCUGGGCAAGGCAGCAGCAGCACAAGCACAACCAGCGUGUGCUGGGGUACUGCCUUCUGCUCAUGCUGGCAGGCAUGGGCCUGCACUACGUGGCCUUCAGAAAGUUGGAGCAGGUACACCGCAGCUUCAUGGAUGAAAAGGAUCGGAUCAUCACAGCCAUCUACAACGACACACGGGCACGGGCCAGGGCCAACAGAGCCAGGCUCCAGCAGGAGCGCCGGCAGAGGCAGAAGCAGCCUCCAUCAUCACCCAGUUCUCCUUAAAGCACAGGGAUUGUGCCCCUGGAUACCAGCCCCUGAGGGGCUCACCUGGAUGCGGUCAGCAGUGUGUUCUUUCCUUGGUUCCUUACCAGGACCACCCACUCCCCCAAACACGUGCAAUAAAGUGAUUCUCAGA